This is a messenger RNA of Daphnia magna, 1033 nucleotides long. RefSeq names its product SAYSvFN domain-containing protein 1 (gene Saysd1). Lineage: Eukaryota; Metazoa; Arthropoda; Branchiopoda; Diplostraca; Daphniidae. The record is from RefSeq and is a predicted model, not a curated record.
GAGAAAUGAUAUCAAAACUUGACAACGUUGAAAUUAAAGUUGUUUUGAUGGUGUUCCGUGUGUCUGGUGAGCUACGAAUGGGAGCAUACAUUGUUUGCGUACAUAACAAAUAAAGGACUACAAAGAAAAAGACCACUAUUUGUUGCAUAAGAUCCAUCCUUUUCUACGAUGCCUAAGAAGAUCGAAGAAAAACUAAGGGAAUACCGCCGCCAAAAAGAAGAGGAAAUUCAUAUGUCAUGCAAGGAAUCGAUAUGGGAAAGAUUUUUUCCUAGUAAAACGGCAAAUAUCUCCAAAUCUGAAAUUACAAAUAAAGAGAGUAUUGCCGGUUUUGAAAACACCGCGGAGAAGAUUUCAGAAGUCAAAAUUUCAGAUGUAGUCAUUGAUAAUGAAGGUUUAAGCAACAGUUCAACAACUCAAGGAAAAAUACUUCACAGGCCUGGUUUUAGAGAAAAACCACCACAAUCACAAGAAGCCAUACUACAAGAACAGUCUGGUAGAAAAAUAAAACCUGGGCAGUGGAAUCAAAGUAUUCAACAAGUGGCAGCAGACAACCAAACUGGAGAGUUCAAACAUGUUCUUCUUUUCUUGAAAAUCAUACUUUGGGUUGUGCUUUAUUUACUUUGUCUUGAACUGGAAUUUGGUGCCUUGUAUGUCAUUUUAUCUGCUUUCUACAUAAUAUUCACUAAUUUUAGAAAUGGGCAAAGAAAACCGUGGGAACCAAGUGCGUAUUCUGUAUUUAAUCCCGGGUGUGAAGCGAUCGAUGGAACGUUGAAACCAGAGCAGUUUGAAAGAGAAAUUCGAUAUGGCUUUUAAAGACAUUUUUUGCUGUUAAAUAACGGUGAUUUAAAAUCACGGUUCCUUUAGAUGUUCUCUGUUCGAAUCAUAAAAAAGGAUGAACAGGAGAGAAAACAGAUGGAGGAGACAGCGAAAGGGGUGCAGAAAAUAAGUCGUCUGAUUGGUACCUAUUAUAUUGUUAUCGUAAAACCAUCUGACAUAUCUCUGAUUUUGUUCAAUAAUAAAGCAUUUCCGUGCA